UUUGAGGCGCUCUCCUGUACCACACGUGGUGACGGCGCGCCGGGGUUGUGCCUGUCCCCGCUGCGACGCGGCGACCGUUACCCCUCUAACCGGCCUCCCCGUCUGGCGGCAUGAGCUCCCCCAGCGAUGUGUCCUCCCCGGGAACCGGUUUCGGCCCGGAGGACAGGAAGCAGUCGGAGUUCCGCCGGGCUGCCCCCUCAACCCCGCGGGCGCAGGACUUGGCCCUCGACGUGGGGCCUCCCCGGAGCGGUGAGGGCGAGGGUGGCGUCUCGGGCCGCAGGGGCGACCGCGCAGCCCGCCCCCUCUAUGAGUUCAACCCCGAGUCCGAGGAGGAGGAGCUAGAGGCGAGAGCGGGGGUGCCGUGGGGCUGUGAAGGCCGGCCUGGGUCCCCGGCCGAGGAGGAGGAGGACGCCGCCCGGGGCCUCGUGGCCCCCCUCAGCGUCGAGUGUGCGGCCGGGCUGCGG
Messenger RNA from Chinchilla lanigera (long-tailed chinchilla), 464 nucleotides. RefSeq lists its product as uncharacterized. The record is from RefSeq and is a predicted model, not a curated record. NCBI's taxonomy places the organism in Eukaryota, Metazoa, Chordata, Mammalia, Rodentia, Chinchillidae.